AUGCUCCGCCGCAAGCCUACGGCCAUUACGAUAACACCCGAAGAUAUUGCAACUUUUGAAGAGGCACGGCUGCGCAGAACUCUGGAAAAUAAACACCCGGACCAAGGGAAGACCAACUCCAAUCCCAACUUCGAUCCAAGCGAUGAAUUGAAACCGCUCCCGGGCGACAAAGCGCGAAUAGUUCGAUCUCGCGAGGAAAGGAUCGGACUCGGUCGACGUGGUUGA
This is a messenger RNA of Penicillium maclennaniae, 225 nucleotides long. Its product is annotated as CDC26 family anaphase-promoting complex subunit. The record is from RefSeq and is a predicted model, not a curated record. Bases 1 to 225 code for a protein of 74 amino acids. The transcript has a single exon. Lineage: Eukaryota; Fungi; Ascomycota; Eurotiomycetes; Eurotiales; Aspergillaceae. Gene Ontology annotation, biological process: anaphase-promoting complex-dependent catabolic process. Gene Ontology annotation, cellular component: anaphase-promoting complex.